AAAAUUUCUCAUCGACACAAACAUACGACUAGUACUACGAAAGUAACUAUUUGGACCUACUCCGAAUAGAACAUAAAUCUCCAUCCGCAGCGGCGGGGAGAGACAGAGAUGAGGUGCCCGUACUGCUCGGCGGGGCAAGGACGGUGCGCCACCACGAGCGGCGGUCGUUCCAUAACGGAGUGCAGUUCCUGCGGUCGCGUAGUGGAGGAGCGUCAGUCCCACCCCCACCACCUCUUCCACCUCCGCGCCCAAGACAACCCUCUCUGCCUCGUCACGUCCGACCUUCCUUCCCUCCAAUCCCACCACCACCCCAACGACAACAACAACGCCGCCGACGACGACGACCCCUUCGAGCCCACCGGCUUCAUCACCGCCUUCUCCACCUGGUCCCUCGAGCCCACCCCCCUCUUCCUCCGCUCCUCCCUCUCCUUCUCCGGCCACCUCGCCGAGCUCGAACGAACCCUAGAAUCCUCUUCUUCUUCGAACUCGUCUUCAUCGUCGUCGUCGACGGUGGUGGUCGAUAAUCUUAGGGCGUAUAUGCAGAUUAUCGAUGUGGCUUCGAUUCUGGGAUUGGACUGCGACAUUUCCGACCACGCCUUUCAGCUCUUUAGGGAUUGCUGCUCCGCUACUUGUUUGAGGAAUCGCAGCGUUGAGGCUCUCGCCACUGCGGCUCUUGUCCAGGCCAUUAGGGAAGCUCAAGAGCCUAGAACCCUCCAGGAAAUUUCCAUUGCAGCCAAUGUACCCCAGAAGGAAAUUGGGAAGUACAUCAAGAUACUAGGAGAAGCUCUUCAACUAAGUCAGCCCAUCAACAGCAACUCCAUAUCAGUGCAUAUGCCUAGAUUUUGCACACUUCUUCAGCUCAACAAAUCUGCUCAGGAACUGGCAACUCACAUUGGAGAAGUUGUCAUCAAUAAGUGCUUCUGCACUCGCAGAAAUCCCAUUAGCAUAUCUGCAGCUGCUAUAUAUUUAGCCUGCCAACUCGAAGACAAACGCAAGACACAGGCAGAGAUUUGUAAGGUGACUGGUCUUACUGAAGUCACUCUCCGAAAAGUCUACAAGGAGCUGUUGGAAAAUUGGGACGAUCUGCUCCCAUCUAACUACACUCCAGCUGUUCCUCCAGAAAGAGCAUUUCCCACAACGGUAAUUGCAUCAGGCCGCUCUUCGGGAUCCAAAGGGGAUUUCACCGAAGUGGCUGCUGCUUUGGGCAGGGAGAAGCAGCCUGAAAUGAAACCCAAUAAACCAAAUGAUGUCUUGGAACCCAGCCAUCAAGUCCGAGUUAAAGAGGAAGCUGAGAGUAAAGGUAAUUCUCGCGGGGCUCAUACUUCUGCAUUGAACUGUUCAAGCGUUCUUUGGCAAACUCAACUUCCAUUUGGGGCUUUUGGUGUGAGGACAACUAGCGAGAAGGGUCAGAAUGUCAGUAGAGGAAUGCACAUUGACGAGGCGCAGCCGGACCAUCAACUAGUAGAUCAGAAGAUAGAUAUAGACUCAAAGGGUGUGACUAGCUCUUCAAGCAAUCAACAGUUUAGACCCCCAACUUCAUUGGGCCCUUCUUCAAAUUUUCAAUAUUUUGGGCAGCCAUCGAAGCUCGCACCGGGUUACGUUGAGCUUAAAAGUUUGGCAGGUCAAAAUGGAAAUACAAGUGCCAAACAAUGAUUUGAAUAUGGUUUUCUUAUAUAUAUAGUCUGUAAUUACAAUGUCGGGAUGUAUCGGAGGUACUGGGUCUGACCAGACUUUCGUUUGCACCUUUUGGAGAGGUUGUUGUAUUGAACUCUAGUUUUUUAUGUGCCAAAGGCUACUUGGAAUCUUUGGGUUUGACUAGAGUUUCAUUUGUUCACUUUGGAAAGGUUGUAGUAAAAGCCUACAAUGUCACCAUGCGGCUCUCCAGUUUUUCAAGUGCCAAAGACUACUAAUCUGGAGAGGUUGUUGUAAUGCCAAUGGACGGUACAAAA
This is a messenger RNA of Morus notabilis, 1949 nucleotides long. RefSeq names its product plant-specific TFIIB-related protein 1. Gene Ontology annotation, cellular component: nucleus; transcription preinitiation complex. The record is from RefSeq and is a predicted model, not a curated record. Bases 109 to 1653 code for a protein of 514 amino acids. Gene Ontology annotation, molecular function: TBP-class protein binding. The transcript is spliced from 3 exons. Gene Ontology annotation, biological process: DNA-templated transcription initiation; transcription preinitiation complex assembly. NCBI's taxonomy places the organism in Eukaryota, Viridiplantae, Streptophyta, Magnoliopsida, Rosales, Moraceae.